CGCCAUAUUUGAUUAUUUUCGCUCCGAAAUCAAAAGUUGGCAAUUUUAGCCUAGUUUUAGGGUUUUAAAAGUUCCUGUUUUACCAUAAUGUCUCGUAUCGUUCAGAUAUGUAAAAAGAGUUUUUAUUUUUCUCGCUGAGAACACUUCAAAUCAUGGAAACUACGUGAGAAAUUGAGCCUUGCAGUUCACCUCAGCAGAAACGAUGAGUACUUUUGCGGGAAAGUUCAGAGAGUAUCCGUUGAUUUCGGCGGACAAUUUUGAAAGAGAAAACCUCGAUAGCUUGGCUUUUUUUCUUUCGCACUGCCAUAAAGGUAAGGAUAUGAUUAUGUUCUAUUUAUUUUAUUUCUGUGGUGGGGAAGUUUAUUAGAGCGAUGUAAAGUUAGCAGGAAUUGAUGUUAAGACUUGUGAUGCAAUUUUUUGUUAAAAAAAUAUUACUUUGUGCACAGCAUGCAUACUUCAUAAGUGUCUGUGAAAUAAGAGGAAACCCCAUAAAAAGCCAAGAAUUUGUUUCAUUUUUGUAUUCAUAUGUAGAUCACAUGGUUGGAUUAGAUUCUGCAGCUUUACACCAUAGACUAAAGGCCAGGUAUGCGAAUACAAGAUUCUGAACUGGACUAAGAUAGAAAUCUUUUGAUGCACGUCUCGAUUCAAAUUUCCACCAUGCAAGCCUGACUCAAAGGAAAUUUCUAAACCACUCAAUAUGAUUUUAAGAAAUGUAGGAAAAAUUUCUGCGUAGCCCCAUACUUCAUUACGCAUGCACAUCUUAUUGGUGAUACACUGAAUAAUAAAGCCCCAUAUAUGUAUGCAUAAUGAAUGAAGUAUGUCGCUGUGCGGAAAUUUUGCCGAAAUGUUUGGGACAAAGGGUACUAAUUAACUUAUAUCUUCACAAAUACAAAACUCUUAAAUAAAAUGCAAAAAGUACAUAUCAAAUAAUACACAAACAUGUCAUUAAACAGAGAUAAUUUAGUGUUAUCAACUGAGUUGAUAAGGUUAAUAGACCACUGUAAAGAGUUUCUAAGCUGAUGUUUUGAGCAUUAGCCCUUUUUCUUAAAGAAAUGUCUACUAAGAAACUCUUUGCAAUGGUCAAUUUACCUUUAUUUAGUCAUCAACUCAGUUGAGAAGACCAAAUCAUCUUGUUAUGCUUCCUUGCUUUUGCAACCCAACAUACAGUCAUAUAGACCACUGUAAAUAGUUUCUAAACUGAUGUUUUGAGCAUUAGCCCUUUUUCUUAAAGAAAUGCCAAUUAAGAAACUCUUUGCAGUGGCCAAUUUACCUUAAUUUAGUCAUCAACUCAGUUGAUAGGACCAAAUCGUCUUGUUAUGCUUCCUUGCUGAUGCAGCACAACAGUCUCCUUAGAGAUUCCCCCUUUAUUCAUUAAACUGAGUGGCUGUGUUAUAGAAAAACCAAACAGAUGCAAGAGACCAGCAUAAGAUAAUGCUGAGAGGGUUGGGAAGAGAAAGAAAAAUGACUUUGAAGAGUACAAAUAAGCUAAGCAGUUAAGCAAUAGAACUUAAAUGAUCCCUUAAGUAUCUUGCAUGACCAUAAUUUUACUAGCCUUAGGAGAACUAACUAGUAGUAAAAGUAUUCACAAGUGAAUACUUUGCUGACAUUGAAUUACUUGUACUACACAUACUGUAAGUGAGCUGGCUUUAUUGCAAGUAUGAAGUAAGAAUGUUUCCAUGCUAAUUUUUUAUGGUUGUAAUUUAGAAGUACAUCACCCAAAUAAUAGGUGAUGAUUUUCCUUGUGGAUUAUGCAGCAGCCAAAGCACAAAAGUUUCACCAGUUAGUUCAAAUAAUUAAUUAUAAUCAUGUAAUCAAUGGUCACUUUAUUAAAAAGAAAAACUGAGCACUGCACAUACUUUGUAGUUCUUUUUUCCAACAGUAUUCCCCUCUCAUUGGUUUCUUUUAAUUCAUUUUUUCAACAGCAAAACUGUAUUCCUGUAUUGUUCAGAAACUACAGAGAACUUGUUGAUGUGCAACCCAACAUACAGUCAUCUCAAAGACUAUAUUGUUAAUAUCUAAAGUUUUUGUUUCAUUAAAUACAUUGUCAUUUCUUUUUCAAUGUUUUUCUCUUUCUCUGUUGUUAAACAAAAGAGCAUUGAAACCAAAACAUCAUUCUCCUUAUUACAGCGCAGUAUUCCUGUGGACCAGCAGACAAUGGUUCCACUCAUUGAUGACAAGACAGGACAGGUAAAUUGUUUCUUCUUGUUGUACACUUUCCCUUUAAUUUAUGAUCUAGCUUUCCAUUAACUUUUUAAUCCUCAGAGUGACUGGCUUCUAACUUCUCCUUACCAUAUAGCCUUGAAUCAAAUGUAAAGGUUGUGAGAAUGAAGGAAAUGAUCAGCAAUGUGAGAAACUUCUGAUUGUCAAACAAAUUCUCCUUGCCAUAGGAGAUGUGAAGAGAACUGUGUGGCUGUGUGGAGAAUAUGAAUUCUAAUUUUAGGGUGGAAAGGAUGAAUUACAAGUUCUGAUAUUUAAAUGGUUCAUUACAGAUCUGAAGUUAUUUGGUUUCUUAGUGUUUUUAUACUAGAUCUGCUUUUAGAAUUCUUGUGGUUUUGAAAUUUAAUAUUUCUUGAGGUAAUAAGUAAUUCCUGUUUGUCUUGCUCUUUUCAUAGGAAACUUCUUUUUGCGUAACAUUGUUGCCUGCUGGACAUUGUGUUGGAUCUGUCAUGUAAGUAAGAUUUUAUGUAUGUGUUAGUUAAAAAGUCAAAGGUCAAGGUAUAUGUAGCUGGAUUUCACCAAGUUGAUAACCUUUAAUUUGAAUCUGUGGGGAAUUUUUCUCAGCCUUAAAAAAUAUUAUUCUAAACAGAAGGACUUGCCUAAAAGUUACAGUGUUUGUGAGUUUGUAAGCUGGCUACAAUAACUUUUACACUGGAUCAAAGUUACCUUUGUUUCAACCCUGCCAAAAUUACAUUUCAUCUCAUGAUAAAAUUGAAAGAGAAUAACUUUCAUGUGUAUUCACUACAUCACUUAUGUGUACACUUUGUAGGUUCUUAUUUGAGGGUCCGGGUGGGAACGUGCUCUACACAGGUAAUCUCAACCUUGGCUAAUAUAAUAAUUAUUAUUGAAAACUCUGAUUGGUCGAGAGCAUACAGUACAACAGCGUGUGAAGUUAACAUGAUAACCCAAGAUCUGUAGGAGAUAUUGAGUCAUCAUGUUGCAUUAAGGUCUGCCUAGUUUCCAGGCUCCUUUUCCAUGUUGGGUUCUCAAAGUGUCUUUUGCAGAUUGUUUAAAAAGUGUAGAAUUAAGUAACGAUAAAAUUUGGUUCUCACAUGAUGUCAUGAUUUAUCAAACCUUUGAGUCUGUGUUAUCUGCCUCUGCCUUUGGCUUCAGUUGAUAACUCAGACUGUGGCAUUGAUAAUUCAUGAUAUCAUGUUCAACCUCAUCUAAUAAUUGCUUAAUGUAUGGAUUGUUAGGAUGGAGUGGGAGUUGUAGUGAUAAUUGGUGAAAAUAAAACUGACAGAAUCUAAAGAUGAGUGCUGAAUCCAUUCGUGAUUCCUGCAUAUAUGCUGUAUAUGAUCUGCUAAAAAUUAGACUGUUGAAGCCUUAGGCAUUUAAAGGGCUAAAAUCCUGCAGCAAGGUUCUAUGGCUCUUCUGCUUAUUUUGAGAAUUAAAAAUAUAGUUUUUCAUUGGAUCUAAGUGAUAGAAUUGUUAGGAUAAUUGAAAUAAAAUUGACACAUUAUCAUUGUUUUGAUUCCAGUACCAUCAAGCUUUACUCUGCUUUUAACUUCAGUUAGUUACAUACACCUUUAUUCAAAUUCUAUAUACAAAUAAAUUUAUAUAUAAAAAUUUGAAAAGGGGAGUUUGGAGGUUAGCCCUAUAUAACAACUCCCCUGAAUAAAAAAUAAAAAGUAACAAAUGUAGAACUAUGUACAGAAAAAGUACUGUAGUUACUGUUAUGUCUCCAAUAAAAACUUUAGUUCUGUGGCUAAAAAAAAACAGCUCUCAUAUUUAUGAAGGGAAAGACGAAUAUAGUGUAGAAGGCACAUUUCCUUCAGAAAAUCCAAAAUUUGGAUUCUUAAAUCAUAUGAUACACUCUAGUUUUUUUUGUAUCUGAUUGGCAGGUGAUUUUCGUUUAUCCAAGGGAGAUGUGAAGAGAAUUUCUUUCUUUCAUACCAAAGAAGGGUUUGUACAUUUACCUUUAACUCAUUUAACCACAAUAUUUGCAGUUAUUUUUUACUUGUUUGUAACAAGUCAUGGCAAAGAGAAAUAAAGAAAACUUUAUGUCUUUGAGGGACACCUUUUUUUUUAUCACUCCCUUGUUUCUCCUGCUAAAGGUGGUGUCAGAUUCCAAACCUUACAGUUUGUAAAGCAUUAUACACAGCAGUGGUCACAUGGGAACUUCUUAAAAACCCUAGUGUAGUUUACCAACAAGUCAUCUGUAGCUCAGUUGAUAAUGCAUCUGACUGGGAAAUCAUAAGUUCUGAGGCUUGAAUCUUCAUAAGAAGCUCUUGGUAGUGUUCUAACUUUUUAGGGGAAGGGGUGAAAGCCUUGGUUUCUUUUCUUUUUUUUUAGGAUCAAAGAUAUCAAAAGCAUUUACAUUGACACAACAUUUUGUCUGCCAAGAAUGAAGAGCCUUCCUAGUCGGGUGGGUAUUAUGUAAUUUCCUUUCAAUUGGUUAUUUACAAUGUUAGGAGUGGCUCUAUUUAUUCCAAAUGCCUCAGUCACAUUUACAGCACAAUUAAUUAUUGCAUGUGUAAAUGUUGUGGCUAGAAGCAUAACAGUUUUAGAAUUCCUGUUUAAGCCAUGUCUUGGGUCCAAUUUCUUGUGUUCUUAGGAAAGACACUUUACUCUCACUUUGUCUCUCUUGACCCUGAUUGGCACAAAUGAAAUGUGACUGCUCUUAGAGUGCAUUAUAACAAAAGUACUUCAAAGGAAACUGCUACAAAAUUAUUGAAUUUAAUUUUUUAAGUUGCAUGAUAAGUGUGCAUGUAAUACAAAGGUUUUUUUUAGUGCUCUUAAGAGGGGCUUGAUUUUGAUGCUAUGGUUUCUGAAAUAACGAAUUCAUGCUCUUAUGAAAUCGCAGCAACAGAGUAGAGAUGCUGUUAUAAACCUCAUGGACAGGUAAGGUUUAGGAGGUUUUUAUUGAUAAUCUUAACAUAUAAUUUUGGAGUGCUAUCCAACAAUAUAGGGACUGUUCAUUAUUUAUCGUGGGGGGGGAGGUUGGUCAGAGUAUUUUGGUUGUGUCACUGACAGUUAAAUUUAUCUGAUCUCUCCCUCAAGACUCUUUAGUGUUCUAGUGAUCCCUCCUUAUUGCCAGUUAUAAUUGUUACUGUAUGUUCCCCCCCCUCCCUUCCCAUGGUGGUUAUCAUGAAUAAAUGAUGACUAGUCCCUAAGGAAACAAACUUCAAAUUAACAAUCUUUAUGCUAUGAAUUAAGUACAUGGUUUUGUUGGAAACAGUAAAGAGAAGGAGACUAAAAACAAUGACAACAGUAAAAAUCAUAAAAAAAGUUUUUGUCAUUUCCUUUUCAUUUGAAAUCUAAGAAAUACUUUAUGAAUAUCAGAUUUUUUUUAUCUCUGUGUCACCAAUUUGCAUUUUCUCUUCAACCAUUUUAAAUACAUGUCUAUUUAACAGGUGGUUUUCAAGAGGUCCUGAAUAUGCUGUGAGCUUGUUAUGCAAAGGAAUGUACGGAUUUGAAUAUUUAUUGAAGGAAAUAGCCAUGAAUUAUAGAACAAAGGUAACUGUGUUUUUUGUCUUUCUGUAACCCUUUAACCACCAUAAGUGACUGGCAUCUAAUUUCUCCUUACAAUAUCACCACUGAAUCAAACAUUAAGGUCAUGAGAAUAAAGAAACUGAUCACCAACUAAAGAAUCUCUCGAUUGUUAAACAAAUUCUCCUUGUCAGCACCCUAGGAAAUGUAUAGAGAACAGUAUGGAGAAUAUACAUACUGAUGUUGGGGUGUUGCUGUGGGAAAAAAGUAUGAGGCCUUGAGCAACACAAGUGGGCGAGAGGUCUGCAAGGGGCCUGGCUCUGCCAAUGACUCAUGAUUUGUGCCAAACCCUUGGUAACCUCUCCCUGACUCUACACAAACCUCCUUGGAGGCAAAGAAACACAUUAUGCAGCACUAUUAAUGAGGGGCUGCUUGCUGAUUAUCUUUCAUUUUGAGCAUUUUUCCAUGAUACUACAAAUAUGAAGCAUUAUGUAUUUAGGCUCUCUUGGCCUUGGUCUGGUUAGACUCUGAGUUAACUUGUGUGUCUUUAAAUCCUUUGCGUUGUAAUAAGAUCCAUGUCAGUGCUGAGCGGCUGGCCAUGUACAGAUAUCUGCCGGACAUGACUCCUUAUUUCACAACUGAUGGUCAAUCUACCAAGAUACAUGCAUGCAAGUGGCAGGUAUGGACAGAAGGAUUUCAAGAUUGGUACUCUCCCAGAUUCUCAGUAAAAAACGGUGAUACCAUGCUGAGUCAGCCACUAUAGGAAAAAAGAGUUCUUAGAUGUCUCUCAGACUCUACUUUCCAUUACCCUUGUCAAAUUUCACCCCUCAUCCCUUCUUUAAAACUGCCUUUCCCCUCCCCCCCUUAAAUUACUCUGGAUUUUUCUAUCUUCAAAAUUAAUUUUUCUGUGGAAGUCGUUGAAUAUGGGAAGGGAAACAAUCUCAAUAGAACUCAAAUUUGAAGUAACUUCUGUUAUUGACACAAAGUCAGCCAUUAAACAACUGCUUUUGUCACUAAUCCUUAGUAGAAUUUUGCAAACCUGGUUACCCACAGUGGCUAAAGCAUGUUAGUUUUUCCUGGCAUGAAGUUCACAGGAAGGGGAGGAAGGACUUUGUUUAGUCUCAUUAACAGCCUUAAUUGACUUGUCUUGGGUACGGUGUUCAGCACAAGAUGCAUUAGUGUUUCCCAUGCAUCAUUCCAAGCAGGAAAACGUGUUCUCUGCGAUCAAAGUUUUUUUAGCUGGUUCAAGCUACAGAGAGUUUCAGAGCUGCCGUUUCGAACAUUCAACGAAGGGCUAACGCUCUUUACGGAGGCCAAUUUACGUUAUCAACUCAGUUGAUAAUAUUAAUUAAAUUAAGUUACCACAGCAGCACCACAGUUUCUUUAGAAACUUACCCUUACCCUUACCCCCUUUAUUCAAGCUACAGAGACUAAACCCAGAAUAAAUGGGACACAGUAGUAGGCCCUUGUUCAGGUCACCCAUCUUUCCCACCUCCCUCCUCCUCCUUUAAAUGCUGUUAUCCAUAUCUCCAUGUUAAAUUCCUCAGGCCAACCAAAGGUGUGACUCAGACCUCCCUUGUGGUUCUUCUGUUCAUCCCUCUCUCAAGACAAAGGUUCUGCGUAUAAAGCCAACAACCAUGUGGGUCGCACGUAGCACAGAACCGAUGCCGGAGGAUUUCAAAAGGUGAGAACAAAUACCAAAGCUUAUUUUACAUCCUCAUUGAUCUGAUCACCCUGUAGUUUUCACCACAUUUUCAAGAGAUUUGCUUUGGCAAGUUCCCAUUAAAUUUCCCUCUUUUCAUUGAGAACCCUUCGAAGUAAUUUCCCACACGAAAAAAUAGCCCAAUAUAAAACGCCGCAAAGAUUUAAGUCUAAUAAAAAAAGCUCUAUAGACGCAUAGGUCCCUCUGCAUUCUUUCUACUCGUGCUCUGUAAAUAUGGCUGUCCGUCUACUGUAUGACCCCCUAGUAUAAAUCGAUAAGGAAUAAAACUUGACAAGAUUGCCUUUCCUUCCUCGCUAAUGUGGUGCUGUUUGAAGAGAAAAUCUCCAAAGAAGAUUUUUUUCCAGGCGUAAAUUUCAGUCAUCUUGAAAUGCAAAACAAAAAAAAAAACACACGCAGAAAAAGAAAAAUUGCUUUUUGUCCCUAAGUUUUUUCGGGUCUAUGAUGCUUACGUUGCUGUUGUACACGUCACAAAAACUCAGCUCUUUUCAGUCAAAAUAAAAGGUAUCAGUGAAAAUGAAGCACUUCUGAUGCUAUCCGCACCAUGCGUGUAUUUCAACCAAAGAUUUUUUCCAUCCUCAGGUAUGACAAGGGGAAAAGGCUCUGGAGAGUUGUUCAUUCAAUGCACGCAUCAAUGGAAGAGGUACUGCAACCUUCAGUUGCUAAUAGUUGAACUUCCUCUGAAGGGGUUAGGGGUGUUUAAAAAAUAUGCGGAUAUGAAAAUUUGGCCAUAAAAAUCAUGUUCUGGGUUCCAGGUUAAGAAAACCUUAAGAUCGUUUCUAGGCUCAAAAUCGCUAGCUCAGUUGCUAAGAAAAAAAAAGGAAGGCAUGUAAAGCAUACGGAAGUUUUACCGCUCAAUGAUGCUAAAGCCGGUGGAGUAGCAGCGAAGGUUCUCAUUGAAAACCUUGUCAUUUUCCGACACAAGCUUCUCACGGUUCGGCCGCUUAACGCUUCAAAGCGCCCGCAAAACUGCCAGCUGCGCAGGCUUAAAUGAGUAAAGAAUGAAUGAAGUAAUAAAUGAGUAAAAAAAAAGGUGACUGUGUUAUUUGAAGCUUAGUGAGGAGCAGGCUUUUGUGAUACAACUUGGGUGUCUUUCAGAUCGAGGAUUUAGUGGGCUACUUAAGGCCUUAUCAUGUUUUCCCCAACGUACCGCCAGCAGGACUGGACACAUUAGAAGAUGCUUUUGAAAGGUAAGCUAACACCAUGUUAGGUUUGGUAACCAAGUAAACACGAGCGCGAGCGUAUCUUGGUAAUAGUUGUUGCCAGUUUCAAUUUCUGACCAGUGUGUUUUAAACGGCAAGGAUUAGUUAAUUAACGCUAUCAAUCCUAAGAUCUAAUUAAUAAUUCUCCUUUUUUUCUACCAUACAAUUCUUAUGAUGUAAGUUUGAAGAAUUUGGUAUUGAAUCAACUAAUAAUCCCCUUACCGAUAUUUUUCUUAUUCUCCUCACUUGUCUGCUUGAUAUUGUAUCGAUAUUGUCAGAAGAAAUUAUGUCUUGGUCACUCAUGGGAGUUAAAGGGUUAGGGAGGUGUCGUGUUAUCUUGGCAGCGUGUUACAUAUGAACGCAGUAUGUGGCCUAGCUCACCAUCUUGUUCUCUGUAGCCUAGUAGUGGAGCAUUGUAAUGUGAAAUUUUAAGCUUUGGGGUUCAACUUCAAAAAAAGGGACCUAGCCUGAUUUCUUUCUUUGUCCUCAGCUCGUUACAACUCGAAUAAACAGCGGUCUUUAUCCAAAUUUCUCGCUAGUCUCAGGCCCUCAGUCAGUGGGAAGGUGCUUAAAAGUGGGUGCGCGGAAACAGUAGGGGUCUGGAAAGGAAAAAUAUUACAGCAGUUUCUCUGACAACCAUGCACAGCCGCCGUUUUCGUUCGCCUUUUCUUUAGCUGGCCUCCAUUGACUAUUAAGGGCCUGGAACAAGCUCUCGACGACUAAGUAGCAUUAUUUUAUAAGAUCUACAAUUUUGCCUUUACCUCAAUUAAAUUUCCUCACAAGAUUGCAUUAUUUCGAAAACCAUUUUUUUUUAUCGCAGACUGAAGGGCCUUACUCGCAUUCAAGAUUGUGAUUCUUGUAACCAAGACGAGUCUGUGGAGGAGAGAUUCAAACAACACGCUGCUCAUCUCAGCGGAGAGGGUGUCACUAAAGACAAAAAAUCAUUAGAGGAGAAAGCUGCCUUGAGAAAGAUUCAGCUUUGCGCCCCACCAAAGCCUGACGAGAGGGGUAUGUAAAACCUCGUUCACGUUGGUCGAUCUCCCUAUUUAUGUGAUCCGAUGAAAUGAUCACGUUGCUCUCCGCCGAGCAGUAUGUUUCCAAUUUAUUUUUGCCUUCCAGUCCUGUGUCUCACGUAACAGGAUUUGUAUAUUAGAUUAGUUUGCAAUUCCAAGGUUUUAAGUAGAAUUAGGAAUGAAUGGCGGAAUAUUUCAAAUCACUUCUCCGUAGGGUUGCAAUGAAAGCCGCCGACCGGCACAGUACCUCCAACCAUAGAACUCUCACCACCGUCAGUUCUUCUAGAAGCCGUUUAUAGGAAGACGUAUUGAAAAUCCUAGCUUACGUCCCUUAAGUUGAUCAGUUGAAUUUUUCCUUUGUUCCCUUUCGAAAAUGUAUUUUUAUCUUCUUAUGAGCGCUGAAAUGGAUUGUUUCUUUUCCUCCUUUUUGUCUCUUCCUACUCAGUUCUUUUCUAGCCGCUUUGUGUCCAUUCUUCCCGCCGGGUAUCGCUCUCUGUGUCCCGCCAGUUUUAUUAUACCUUUCUCUCGAUGUCUGUUUGCCGACUGUCAAGUCCAUCGUUAAGGUCCUCGUGUGUCAUGUCUUGAUUCUGUUACAAUGCCAUUGCCUCCAUGAGCAUUUAGGAGUUCUAGAUCUGUAUCGACUGUCUUUUUUUUAUUUCCCACACUCAGUUUCUUGGUUUCCGGUUUGCUGUUGUAAAAUUAACGUUUCUCCGUCUGCAACAUAAUUGAAAUCUGCGAACAAGGAUUAAGUCUUGGAAAAAGUACGAAGUUUUACCAGUUAACGAGCUACAAGUCGUCAAACCAGAAAGAGAGGGGUGCUAGGGCAGAGUCCUAUCUUGUAAUAACGGGGAAUGUUCACAACCAAUUUUCAUUUGUAACAAUGUUUUACAUAAAACAGCCGCUAUACAUAAAGUUAGUUUCUCUAUGUAUUUACUAGUCCUUGCCCAGUGUAAGGAGCUGGGACUAAUUGAUGACGAGAACCUCACACCACCUCCAAAACGACGUAGAAGCAGACGUCAAGGUAUAGCUCUGGAGGAGAAAACCACUGUGCCACAGGACACCCAAGGAAGCUCUUCCAGAAAGGUCAUCAUAAGCGUGUCACAAGAAAUCCAAGGGAACUCCUUCGAUGGGAUAAACACAACAAUACAAAAGCAAUCUAAUGAGAAAUCUUUUGGUGAAGUCGUCACCACUGUUUCACCGCAAACUCGCGAGAAAUCAUCUAAAGAUGUUGAUAGAAGUGUGUCACAACACGCCAACAUUAACGGAUACGAGUUCAUAACAGAAGGAAAACCCAUGAUUUGUCCAAAAGUUGAAGAUGUCCAAGACAGACCGACGGAAUUUUACGAGAAUUCAUGUUGUCCUCCUAAAACUGAAAAGAAAGCUGAGGAUGAAAAACCAGCGGAAUGUAAAGUAUCUGAAGUUUUGAGCAACACAGUUGUCUUGGAACGUACUAGUCAUGGUCAAAAAUCUUUAGAUGGUAUUGCUUCUAAUAAAAUUGACCACAAUCUUACUUCGGACACGGGGAUGACAUCGAGUAAUCCAGUCUCAGUUGUAGAGCUUUCAGGGUCAGAUGAAAACUAUGACCAGGGACCAGUGAGUGGGGAGCCAAGAUCGAAAGCAGACUUUGAUAUCCCUCCCUCCCCGGGGCAUGUAAAACCACUCCCAGACAAGCUGUCUGCGAUUCACAAACUGCUAGGAAAUGGCGAAUCAACGUCGAUUACAAAUAUACUCAAAUUUUGAGUCGGAAGUACGUCAAAUCUCAUCGAGAACUAUUUUUUUUCUUUGUUCAAUUUUUUUCUGGCCUCAGUAGUUGUUGCUUGU
Pocillopora meandrina is the source of this 11405-nucleotide messenger RNA. The record is from the annotation of a GenBank genome assembly. Lineage: Eukaryota; Metazoa; Cnidaria; Anthozoa; Scleractinia; Pocilloporidae.